Molecule: messenger RNA, 4392 nt
Organism: Pleurotus ostreatus (oyster mushroom)
Lineage: Eukaryota; Fungi; Basidiomycota; Agaricomycetes; Agaricales; Pleurotaceae
Gene: RRP5
Product: rRNA biogenesis protein rrp5
Exons: 14
Coding region: 1-4392 (1463 amino acids)
Biological process (GO): rRNA processing
Cellular component (GO): small-subunit processome; nucleolus
Molecular function (GO): RNA binding; protein binding
Source: RefSeq, a predicted model, not a curated record
AUGGCGGCCAAGAAACGAUCCAAUGACACCUCCAACGAUGACAGGAAAUCCAAAAAGCCCAAGACGGAGAAGCCUACCACAAAAGCAGCACCGCCUGCAGCAUCUACUCUGAUUUCUGAGGAGGUCGACUUUCCUCGCGGAGGAGGGACAUCAUUAUCGGCUCUAGAGGUCAAGACGCUGCGAGCAGAAGCGGUUAAGGAGGCUGAUGAAGCACUCUUUGAGGAAAAUGCUGCCGCUAAAAAAUCCAAGAAGCGGAAAUCCACUACAAAAGGUGCUUCUGCAUCGGGGCACACUGAGAAGGGGGACAGAAUACGGAUAGAGCACUUGAACUAUAAGCGAAUCAAUAUUGGGAUGAAGAUUCUUGGACAAAUUGUAUCAAUACAACCGCUUGCUCUCAUUGUAUCACUACCGAACCAACUCUUCGCGCACGUUCCGAUCACCCAUAUUUCAUCACAAUUGACCAGUCUCCUAGAAGGGCAUACCGAGUCGGAUGAGGAACCAGAGGACGAUGAGGACGAGGAGAAUGGAUCACCUUCAUUUCGGGUACCAGAUCUUGCAGACAUAUUCACAGUAGGAGAGUAUGUCCGAGCAGUGGUAACUGCAGUGCAUGCUUCCGGCGUCGGAGACGUCUCGGUUAUUGGGAAGAGUAGAGAUGAUGUGGUUAGGACAAGCCGACGGGUAGAGUUGACUCUGGUUCCGGAACGCGUCAAUCAAGGCGUUCAGAAAGGUGACCUCAAGCCAGGCUUCACGAUAACUGCUUCAGUGCAAAGCAUUGAAGACCAUGGUUAUGUUCUUGAUCUAGGUGUUCCUGACGUCCCCGGCUUUUUGUCAUUCAAAGACGUUAAGAAGCACCAUCCGAAUGACACAACUCGGUUUCAUAUCGGACGCCUGCUCAAUGUAUCUGUUUCCGAGGACGCUGCGAAGGGACGAACUUGCAAAGUUACGUUAGAUCCUCGAAUAUACACCACUACACUGCUCACUGAAGUCUCUAACGUUACUUCUGUCCUACCUGGGACACUCGUACAAGCACUUGUGACCGCCGUACAUCCCAGUGGCCUUAACCUUCAAUUACUAGGUUUCUUCGACGGCACUGCCGAGCAACUUCAUCUUGAACCCAAUCAUACAUACAAAAUCGGGAAACGACUCAAAGCGAGAGUAUUAUACGACUACUCAACUACACCACCCCGCUUCGCCCUUUCGCUGAAUCCUCAUGUUGUCUCUCUCAAGCCGAGGCAAAUAAAACGUGAGGAAGGCAGUGAGCUAUCUACAGUGCAAGACGCCUAUCCGGUGGGGACAAUACUGGAAUCGGUUAAAGUCACGCGAGUCGAGAACGAGCGGGGACUGUUUGUAGAAAUUCAACCCGGUCUUGAGGGCUUUGUACAUAUCUCGCAUGUAUCAGACGACCACGUCACAUCCCUCCCACCUUCCUCAGGACCCUUCAAAGUCGGCUCUAUACAUCCAGCUCGCGUGACAGGAUACUUCGCUUUCGACGGCGUCCUCCAACUGAGCCUGAAGCCUUCCAUCAUCGCCCAGAGAUUCUUCCAUGUCGCAGAAGUCGAGGUCGGCGAAGUCAUCAAGGGCACUAUCAAGAAACUCACCGACAAUGGUCUCUUCGUCUCGCUCUCAGGGAAGUUCGACGGUGUAGUGUGGCCCAACCAUUAUGCAGAUAUCACGUUGAAGCACCCCGCAAAGAGGUUCAAACCGGGCGCAAGCAUCAAAUGUCGAAUUCUCCACGUUGAUCCAGAACGGAAUCGUAUCUCGUUGACUGCCAAAAAGACGCUGGUUGAUUCUACCCUGCCUAUCAUAUCAAAACCUGAAGACGCUCAAGCCGGUGUCGUGGUACAUGCAGUCGUUUUCAAGGUUUCUGAAAAGCAGCUGUUGGUGGAGUUUUACAACAAUCUCAAGGCUGUUAUCCCUCUUAGAGAAGUCAGUGAGAGCAAGCUCCCUUCUCUAGCGGAUGCGUACCCUAUAGGCAAGGUCGUGAAAGUUCGGAUACUAUCUACCGAUCUUGAAACGUCUCGCAUCGUGGCCAGCAUCCGUCAGGCGGCCUCUACCUCAGAAUUCACCACGGUCAACAUCGACGCAGUGGAGAUCGGAGACACAGUAGAGGGCAUCAUCUCAGAUAUUCACAAAGACAACGCUGUCCUCAUCUUGCAGCCGACGAAGGUCAAGGCCCUCCUCUCACUAAAAAACCUUGCCAACCAUCGCGGUGUCUCUGUCGCUGAGGUUCAAACUGCUGCGAAACGAGGAGAGAAGCUUGAGGAACUAGUGGUGGUCACGAGAAGUCCAGAGAAGGGUCUUGUCAUUGUGGCGAAUAAGCCGAAGUCGAAGAUCACCUUGGGUAAAAGCAAAGUCUCUCUAGACACCGUGACUAUCGGCCAAAUUGUCACAGGUCGAGUAACACGGCACACUCGCAACGGUGCCUUGUUCAAAUUCGGCUCACAUCUUGGAGGUAUCUUACAUCCCACGGACACUUGCGACGACUACGACGCCAGCGUACCGAUCCCAGACGUCAACACCGUCGUCAAAGCCGCAGUUGUUGAGAUUGCCACGGACAAGAAACAAGUAGCAUUGUCGACCCGGGCUUCAAGACUCGACCCUGACGGCCACCCUCUCAUAAAGGAUCGUGAAGUCAUAAAUGCGUCUGACUUGAAACAUGGGGACUCGGUGCGAGGUUUCGUUAAGAGCAUCACUCCACACGGUCUGUUCGUCAGCAUUGGUAGGCACGUCGAUGCUCGAGUGCAGAUCAAGGAAUUGUUUGACGAGUUCGUGAAGGAUUGGCAACCUCGCUUCAAGCUGAAUCAAGUGGUGAAAGGGCGAAUCCUGAGCGUCAAUGCCGAAGACAAGCGUGUGGAGAUGACCUUCCGGUCUGGAGACUUGAGCAAGGCUAGAUCUGCUCUCACUCUAGCGGACUUCAAUGUUGGCCAGAAAGUUGAGGGGACAGUGAAGAAGAUCGAGGAUUACGGCCUUUUCAUCCAAAUACAAGACUCUAAACUAUCUGGCCUUUGCCAUAAAACUCAGCUUUCAGACAACAAAGAUGCUGAUGUGACAGUGGCCCUUCGAGGAUUCCGCGAAGGGGACCGAGUGAAGGCUCUCGUCUUAGACACCUCGAAAGGUCGUAUAUCUUUGGGCAUAAAACCCUCUUACUUUGCGGAUGACGAAGUCAUAAACAGCGACCAUGAUGAGCCAGACGCCGUAGAGCCAAACGAGACAUUUGAUGGUGCCGAUGAGCAGGGUGACUCUGAUGCAAUGGCCCUGGAUGCGAAAGAGGCAGACGAUCACAACCCAGAUGCUGAGGAUGACGACGAAGCGCCUUCAGACGAUGACAAUGACAACAUGCAAAUCGAUUCUCACGAUCUAGUCCAGCCUUCCACCUCGCAGCAACAACCCUCCCCCUCUACGUUACCUGUUCCUACUCUACAAUUGCAAGGAGGUUUCCAAUGGUCGGCUGGCGAUUUCGACGCCAACGAUGGGAGCGAUGACGAUUCAUCGUCCGACGAAGACCAGGCCGAGGAUCAAACAAAAAAGCGGAAACGGCAAAAAAAGCAGAUAGAACAUGAUCUAACGGCAGAUAUGCACACGAAGACUCCCGAGUCGAAUGCUGAUUUCGAGCGUGUCUUACUUGGCUCCCCUAAUUCCUCGUUCCUGUGGAUACAGUACAUGUCCUUCCAGCUGCAACUAUCCGAGACAGACAAAGCCAGAGAAAUUGCCAAACGUGCUCUAGCAACAAUCAACUUCCGCGAAGAGCAGGAGAAAUUGAACGUAUGGAUAGCGCUGCUCAAUUUGGAGAACGUCUACGGCACAGAUACUUCUUUGGAGGCUACGUUCAAGGAUGCCGCCAGACACAACGACUCGAAGACUAUACAUCUUCGUCUGGCCGCCAUAUUAGACCAGUCAGACAAAGUCCAAAGGGCUGAAGAACAAUACAAGCGCACAAGCAAGAAGUUUGGUCACAGCUCAAAGGUGUGGACUCUGUUCGGAGAAUUCUAUCUCCGCCGAGGGGAAGCCGAGUCCGCGAGAAAUCUACUUCCUCGUAGCUUGCAAAGCUUGGAAAAGCGAAAACACAUCAAGACGAUAUCGCGCUUCGCUCAACUGGAAUACAAACUUGGGGAUGCUGAGCGUGGCAAAACCAUCUUUGAGGGGAUAGUAGAUUCACAUCCCAAGCGAUGGGAUAUGUGGUCAAUAUACAUCGACAUGGAGGCUGGGCAACAAGAUAUGCAAAGCGUCAGAAACAUCUUCGAGCGUGUUUUGGCAAUCAAGAUGACCAGCCACAAAGCCAAAUCGUUCUUCAAAAAAUGGUUGGAACUCGAGCGGAGAAUUGGCGACGAAGAGGGUGCUGACCAUGUCAAAGCAAAAGCGAUCGCAUGGACUCAACAAGCUGCUGGCUCAUAG